AUGUCCACCACGUAUUACGAUGUCUACCCAACAUAUGACCCGGCAUAUGGAACGGGACACCUGGCCUGGCAACAACUGUCGAACACUGCGCACUCGUCUUUUAGUUUUUAUGUCCCCUCGGCCAUGUCAGGAAACCCGCAGGCACCGUCAUCGUCCUCUCAACCUUUAUACCAGGACGACGUCCCUCAGCCUUUUGUUAGCUCCCCGAGUCCCGUAGAUUUCAGUUCAUCCGAGUCUUCGUCGACUGGUCCCUCUGUUUCCAGUCUUGGAUCAACAGGCAGCGAAUGCGACGUUUCUCUGUGGUUUGUGCGCGAUGACCCUGUAAGCAUGGUUAGGCAUCGAUUCGGAAAAAUGCCCGUGCCUCGGGGAAUUCAUCAUCAACCCAGUGAACGCCUUCGAUCUUGGUCGUAUAUCCAACAAAAGUACGGCAUAAACCCCUGCACUCAGGCUUUCACCGUAGCUGCCCAUUCAUCGGACGCCAUAGUGCGUCAACUCUUCGCCGCAAAUCUCAUCGAUGCGACUCCGAGGGUCGACCAAUACAUAGGAAAACUUUUCGCUGAGUGCGGGAUGGUCCAGUUUGGCGACAAAGACGAGCACCUCACCGAUUUUGCACUCGCCGUGGACAGAAGCUUCCAGUCUUCACAAGAUCAGGACGCAAACAGUAGGAGAGCAUACUUCCGCCGUCAGCUGUACGACCAUGUGCUUGAUUAUUUUACUCGAUAUUGGCAAAAGGGCCUUCCGACGUCGAUCAACGAGUAUGUCAAAUCAAACACCGUUGGUGGACCAAAGAAGAGGGAGGAAAUCCACAAAGCUCUCAAUCUGACCAAGUUCCUCGGGAAGCUUUGCGCUGUUCGCCUCGUUCCGCAUCACCUGGUUGUGGUCGCUAAGCGUGUUCUUCUCAACGAUUUGACCUCGAUUCAACACAUUAUGGCUUUCAGAAAUCUCGUGGUUCAUUCUGACGGUCGAUUGUGGCGGAAUUACGAUGAUUCUCCCCUCGAUAAACACCAAGCCACAGAGGAUCUUGACGCGGUGUUUAAUGCCUUCAAUGUUAGUGACGGCCUCUACGACUAUAUCCCUGAAAGGAAGGGCCUAAUAUUGGAGCUCUUCGAUGACCUCAGAUACAUUUUUGACCGCGUGUACGGACCUGAGGAACCCCCUCUCGUCCGAACCCUCCCUGAACCCCUGGCCGAAAAUCUGACCACUGACUCCUGUCCAGUGCGGCGAUUUAGGGAUUGCAACGGGUAUUAA
Messenger RNA from Coprinopsis cinerea okayama7#130, 1248 nucleotides. RefSeq lists its product as hypothetical. The record is from RefSeq and is a predicted model, not a curated record. Lineage: Eukaryota; Fungi; Basidiomycota; Agaricomycetes; Agaricales; Psathyrellaceae. The transcript has 2 exons. Bases 1 to 1248 code for a protein of 415 amino acids.